AAAAACGGAAAACGAAAUUGUUUCCAUGGACGCCCUACAGCCUUCCUUAGUAUGGCAGUUCAGUGUAAAUUAUUACAAUUACAAGCCAUAAUAAAAUGAUAGUCGAACUGCAUCAGUUAAGAUGUUACUUUUAUAGUUAAUAUAAAGUUUUAGAAAACCAUUAAAAUUUACUUUUACUUCUUUUAUCGCCAUAGGCCAUAAGUUUAAAUUUAAGUUAAAAAAUGAAGAAGUCCAAUCCUGGUAGUCCUGUACAUAUUAUGGUUAGGCCAAAGGUAACAAGAAGUUUAAUUGAGUCAAAGAAACGGCCAAAUUGGCCAAAAAUUGCUGAGGCAGCAAGAAAAACCAGUGGAUCAAGAAUGAAAUUUUUUCAGCAUCCUUGGGAAGUAAGUUUAUUCUGAGUGAAAAUUAACCCAAUCUGACAUUGAAAUGCUUUAAAAAGUAUACAGUUUCUCUGUCUGUUACUAACAGUAAAACAGUGUUAGUAUCUCCUUAUUUAUUUAUGUAAUUGAAGGUUUAAUAAUACUAUGACUAAUACUUAAUACUAUGUUCUAGAGAGACACAACUAUUUAUUAAUUUAUUACAUUUCUAGGCACUCCUCAGAACGGCAGUCCCAAAUCAUGCCAAAUGUCAAAUAGAAUACUUUAUGUUAGAAAGUUUCCGGUUACCAGCCUGCACUGAUAGCUGCUGAUAAUUGGUGACAUGAUUGUUCUAACUUGUAAUUUUGUUUACAAACUUGUAAUAAUAUAAAAAAACAAUACAAUGGCCGACAGACCCCUAGCGCCAGUUCUAAUUUCAGGAAACCUGCAAACUUAUGACAUAAUGCUUAAAUAAGACUUAAGGCACUGUAUGACACCAUGCACUGUAUGACAUCAUGUACUGUAUGAUAGCAUGCUUUGACUUUGGUAAGAGUAAGAGGGGCUUGCAGAACACCGUCUAAUAUGAAACAGCAAUUCAAGAGAGAUAUCUUUUGUUUUUCUUUUGCAUUUUCUUCUUCUUCCUAUUUCUUAAUUUUAGGAGAUGAUGAAGUUGAUGAAGAAGAGGCUAAUUAAGAUUGCAAUUUUGAAAAAAUUCAUUAAUUGAAAUAAGCCAUUAGCCGUAAACAAAUACAGCACCAAUUAUUGGCGGCUAUUAGGCUGGUAGACGUGCACUUUGUAACGAAAAGUAUUUUAUUUCACAUUUGGGCCAGCAGUUCUGAGGAGUGACCAUUUCUACAAUGUCCAAUUGACUGCUAUAAUUAUAAAAAAUAUUGUCAUGUUUCUGUUCGCAUAAUAUCUUGCUUAAUUCACAAUUAAUUUGUUAUCACACUUCUAUACUACAACAUGUUCACACUCAUACAUUACUAAUGAGUUCUCUUACUCUCAGUGUCCCUCUCAUAACCCUCCUCAUCUAUUUAUAGCAUUUAUACUAACAAAUUAUUUUUCUUUGCUCAGACUUUUGUCAUAUCAGAAUUAAGCCACCUGACUGACACUCAACUCACAAUCCAUGUUCCAACAACCAAAUUCUAACACCAAUAAACAUAUUCAUAUCUUGAAAAUAUGUAACUAUUUUAUAAUGAAAUAAUUAUUUUUAUAUUUUUCCUUCUGUUUGAAACAAAUUCUUUAAAAAAAUCAAACUGAAUCAUUGAUUACUUGAUUUCUUUUAAUGGAUUUUUUUGUUGUUGUUGUUGUUGCCAUUUGAAAACUCCGUCUUAGUGAAGUAUAUUGUGUUGCAAAUAAUUUAAAAUAUAAUAACUUGGAGUAAUUUAUAUUGCUGAUUAGUAUCAUUUAUAAAUUAUCUAUUAAUUGGCCUCAUCACAUUUAGACCAAUAUCACAAAAGUAUAUCAAAACUAUGUGUUCCAAUACUUGUGCAACGUAUCUAUAACUCAGUCAAUGUUCUGUUGAGAAAACAAGGUCAUUUGUUUUUUUUAAUGUAAAUUAUAUUUCCUUGGGUAAUAUAAUUUAUUAUUAUUACAGUGGUCUUAUAUAGCGCGGUAUCCUAGCCUCACGGGGCUUCACAUAAAAAUCAGCCAAAGAACCCUAAAAAACAUGACAUUAAAAAAACAGUUAUGCAAAAUUAUUCAUUUAAAAACAGCUGUGUAAAAAGAUUGACCUUACACACCCAAGUACUAUUUACCCCUGUCUAGCCAUGGAUGGCACCCAGCAGCAUCGAGCAUUGUUUAUCAGUCAGAGGGAUGUGAGAGAAUAAGAGCACAGCCUAAUGUUUUUGUCUCGCUAACUUUGAGGUGUGGUGGAUGGAACUGGUCUGAUGGAUAGCAGGGUACACAGAGCGACAGAUGUGAUAAAUAUGAUUAUUGAGAAACAUGUUGUCAGAAAGAAUGUAACCAAAACUCCUAGCACAGGAUGUGAACUGUAUGUCAUUGUCAGAGCUACCUACUGGACAUGAGGUGGGAAGAAAUGAGUUAAAGGAUGAUUCAUGAAUAAUAAUGAGGAGUGCUUCUGUUUUGUCAUCAUUCAGCUUCAACUUGCUGAGAGUCUUUCAUGACUUGACAUCACCAAUGCUCUCUUGCGAGGUGUGGAUAGCCAAUGACUGGCUCUUAACAGCAUGCCUCCCGAGCAGGAGGAUCAGUGGCCUGGUAUACAGGACUAGAUUCAAAAGGUGCCACUGUGGCACUCUAUACACCAAAUAGCACUACCUGAUAGACAGCCAUCAACAGCGACCGCCUGUGUUCUAUUGUCAUCGGAGACAUAGGACGGAAACCAAGCCAAAACCAAACCAGAAAUUCUAAAGUAAUAUCCUAGGGUUUUGAAAAGGGUUUGAUGACCAACAGUAUAUUACAAGGAUUACAUUAAAAAUAAUAAUCAAGAAGCGCUCCUAUUCCAUGAAUUAUACCUGUGAUUUCUUAGGGUAAUAUAGCAUGUAUUUUUGCUGAAUGGCCUCAUGAACCACGCCAUGCUUUUUGUAUUCUUUUUAAAAUAUUUUCUCUUAUCAGGGGCAUUGCCAGGGGUUGCGGACCGAACCUGUUGACACCAUCUCGGGGGGUGACACCAUCUCAGGGGGGUGACACCAACUCAAUGGGUGAGACCAUCUCAGGGGGGUUACAGCAUCUCAAGGGGAUGAAACAAUCUCAGGGGGUGGCACCAUCUCAGGGUGGGGACACCAUCUCAGGGGGGUGAGACUAUCUCAGGGGGGUGACACCAUUUCAGGGGGGUGACACCAUCUCAGGAGGGUGACACCAAAUUGAAAAAUUGCAUACUGCUGGAAGACUGUUCAGUCUAACUUAAUUUCAUGAAAGGUUAACCGAUCAUAAGUAAAUUUUCCACACAUGUAACGAAUCCAAAUGUGUGCUUGGUUAAAAUUUCAAGGUUGAUUUUUUUAAAAAUGAGGUGACCCUGUAAUUAGGUCAGAGAAACACCAUUUUGACCAUGAUUCAAGGCCAAAUGAAGUGUUGGGAAACUUUCUUAGACAGAAAGCUAUAUUUUUCAAAAUUGUAAGCAAUAAAGCUUUCCAUUGAUACCAAUGGGCCAUUCUAAGUGCAUGUUACGGUUCUUAGAUACAUUUACCCCCUGACCUUCAAUUAGCUUGCUUUUGAUCUUGUCACUGUUACCGCACAGGGUGACACCAACAAUAGCUAUGCCGCUGCUUCUUAUUAUUAUUAUAUAACCUGGUGGAAUUUGAUAUUGGCCACAGAGAAGUAGCAGUACUAAGGGGCUAUCCUUAGAGGAGGACAUUUUAUUAUAUCUGAUAUUUUAUUUAUAACCUAACCCAGCCCUUAGUAUCACAUCUUGUCAUAGUAAAAAAAAAAGACAACCUCAUCACAAAUAUGUGACCCAUCCAAACUUAGAUUUUGAUGGCAUUUACUGAUGGCCUCCUAAAUGGAAAGUUAAACUUUAAAUGGAAUCUUAUGUUUACAGGACCGUACAUUACUUAGUGAUGCCUUUGAAAAUCCAAUCACUGACAGAGAGAGCUGGUGGAGAAAAGAUAUUAAGGUAAAAUUUCUGAUAAAUUUAAGUCAUACUUGCAGUUCUUUGUGUAUUUAAAAUAUUUAUUUGUCAUGAUUUGCACUUUAGUGCACAUUACAAUAAUAUGUUUCAAAUUCAUAAGACCUGGAUUAUGCCUCAUUAGCAUACCAUAAUAUACUUUUUUUGUAGAAUACAUGUUUUGUUUUGUUGUUUUUAACUUUAAGCUCCAGAUCAUUGUUCUCAAUUUUUUUUCUUCUUGAGUCACCUUUUUAGUGUUUUAAUUUUGUUCCUUUAGAUUAUAUUGUAUAUAAAUUAUUAUAAGCUUAAGCUUUUUAUUGCAGUACAAGUGUUCAUUAUAUUGUGGGUUACUUUGCACAAUAAAGACAUUUUCAAGAUAUUUAGAGCCUGUUUUGUGCUCAGCAUUUUUUUCCAAGCAGUUGGUAAAAUAACUUUGAUAUUUAGUUGGAUUCACUAUAGUUUAUAUUUUUAAACUUAAAUAAUCCUUCUACUUCUAGGUACGUCAUCUACAACCAGUGUACUUUGAGUCGAGAAACACUCUACAAUGCUCUAUGUCAUGAAACUAUUGCUUGAGAUGAAAUUACUCUUCAUGUUUAAACUUUCAAUGUUCUUUGAUGUUUUUCUUUCCUUCCACUAGAUAACCCCAACACCCGGUACUUACACCAUGACAGACUUCCUCACAGAGCUGUCCCUAAAACCGAACACCUACCAGUUCAGAGCUACUCCAAGGAGAACCAUGUGUGGAAACGGGAAGGGGGCACUUCUUUUGCCCGGAGGCUAUGAGUAUCAGGAUUUUAUUACACAGUGAGUAGUUAGUUUAAGGAGAAUGUUAUUAUAAACCUGUUUUCCUUGUUAUUAGGUUGAUCUGCUCAUCAACUAAACUAAGAUGUCUUGUUUCAGAGUUCUAUUUAUUAGCUUUGUUGCCCAGUUUAAAAAAAAAAAGCUAUUGUAUGUAUUUAUUGUUAUAAAUUUAUGCAUUUUACACUUUGUCAAACUUAUUUUUAAAAACUGUGUUAGCGUAUGCAGCUAAACUGAAGUAUGUGACUUGUGUAUGCAGAUAAAACAAAAUUAUGCACUGGGUAUUAUGCACGUUUUGGUUUUGAACAACUUAACUUCUGUCUCUAACAUAGAGCCCAUUUGUUGCCAACAUUGAUAUCGUCUGACACAUACGUUUUUGAAUUCAUUUUGAAUUCUUUUGUUCCUCGUUUUGUCUUGUCUGCUGAAGGGGCAUCUAGCUGAAAAGCUCUUCUGAUUUUCCUCUCAUUUCAUUUUAAGCCUAAAUAUAUCUUGUUCCACUAUUUCCAUCACACUGCUUGAACCCAGUUCCUUAUAUCUUAUUCUUGAUUAUUUAUUAUGAAUACUUUUGAAUACAAAUUUUGCAUCCCUUGGCAACCCUUAAAACUAGGUCCCUGAAUUUCUAUGUUUACUUUUCAGUCUAUCUAAAAAGCCAGCCACCUACAGAUUUAAGGCAGAAGAACGAGACGCGAAGGAUUAUCUCAAUUUUGGAAUACGAGAUAAAGUAAGUGUCUCUAUCACUUUGCAGUGAUGCAAUGGCCAUCCAAUCACUUUGGAGUGAUGCAAUGGGCCGUCCAAUCACUAUGAAGUGAUGCAAUGGGCCAUCCAAUCACUUUGCAGUGAUGCAAUGGGCCAUCCAAUCACUUUGCAGUGAUGCAAUGGGCCAUCCAAUCACUAUGAAGUGAUGCAAUGGGCCAUCCAAUCACUUUGCAGUGAUGCAAUGGGCCAUCCAAUCACUAUGAAGUGAUGUAAUGGGCCAUCCAAUCACUAUGAAGUGAUGCAAUGGGCCAUCCAAUCACUUUGAAGUGAUGCAAUGGGCCAUCCAAUCACUUUGAAGUGAUGCAAUGGGCCAUCCAAUCACUAUAAAGUGAUGCAAUGGGACGUCAAAUCACUUUGCAGUAAAUGGGUCAACCAAGUGGAUUUCACCCUCUGCCCCCCACCCCCCCACCCCUCUUUUCCUUUGCCACUGUGACCAUGACAAUAAGUAAAGUGGUGGGAACAGAAGGGUGGCUAAGAUGGUUUUGCCUUGAUGAUUAUAUCAAUAUUUAUUAUAAUAAUAUGCGUACAUUGAUAUCAUAAAAAUGAUACUACUAACCAGUGACCAGAACUCAAGAGUUUAUCAGUUUAUCUCAGCCCUGCUCCGUGUUAACAAUCCUUCAAUUUUGAUCGGAUUCAGGAUCGCUACUGGUUCUAUAACGCAGUUUUCACUUUUUCCUAAUGGGUGGAACACAUAUCUCAUUUCCUGUAGAUAAUUCCUGAAAUUGCUCUCAGGUCCUGAAAGAUUCAGCUCUAAUUUUUCAUUCUAUUUUAAAACUGAAUUUUUCUUUUUCAUUCAUUCUAUUUUAAAAUCUAAAAUUGAACAUUUUUCAGUAUGUUGAUGUACCACCGAAUGCUUAUGUUGUGGAAAAUUAUAUGUCUGUAGAUAAAGAAAUCUAUCCUGUUAAGUAAGUUUGGUUUAAAAUAAUCAAAUAGAUUUAUAUUGAGGUCUUAAAAAGUUUUAAAAUGCUAUUAACAAUAAGCACUGUGUAGAAACUCUGAUAUCAAAUAAACCUUAUCAAGCUUGUUUGCAUUUGCAACAUUACAAGAAAAUGAAAUUUAUGACCAUGGAGACUUAAUUUUAAAUUUUAAAAAAACUUAUUUUCAGUAUAUAUUUUAUAAUACCUUUAAAAGUUGAUACUUCACAACAAAGAAGCAAAACAAUUCUACAUUUAUUACCUCUUGACCUUAAAUUUUCACUUCACUUUGAGAUUAUCUUAAUUUCUUGUAAUAUUUAAUUUUUGUUCUUUAAUUCUUGCAUAGGAGCUCGAUGUUUCGAUCUACAACAAAAAGGUUUCCCACUUACAUCUUCAGGCCUGUAAGUCAGAAAUGUCUUAAAGCCGUGCUCUAUAAGAUUUUUUUUUUUAACCUCAUCUAUUCUAGUUCUUUACAAGAUAAAUAAAAGUGUAUAUUGCUAUCUUUGUGUAGACACAUAUUUCUUACAGUAUAGACAGUUUACAUGUUACAGCAUAGGUGGAGAAAUAACUAUUCAAACAAUGAGAAAUACAAAUGUGGCAAUGUGCCACUAUUUGCAACUGCUUUUAGGUAACAUUUUAUAUGCGGCAGUAUGCAACAGAUAGGAAUAAGAGAAUCCACUCUCAUAGUAUAGUGUGACUGCUAUGGGUAACCCCAAGCACGUACACAUCCAUGGUCAUUUAAAGUAACACACAGCUGUGUACUGGCCUUAAAUUUUAUGUUGGUUAUUUACACGCGGGAAUAACCAUCCCUGCCCUGGGGUUGACCCAUGGUCAGCUCAGGACACAGGUUCCCUGUGAGUGUGUGGGGGGGGGGGGGAACUGGGACUUGGGGUGUGUACAUUUUUGGGAUUGUGGAACGGGUUCGGGUUGGUGGCAUGUCUGAGAGAUUUUACUGUCGGCUCUGUCAACGGAUUGUACCUUUUAUGUUGGUUAUUUCCACGCGGGAAUAACCAUCCCUGCCCUGGGGUUGACCCAUGGUCAGGUCAGGACACAGGUUCCCUGUGAGUGUGUGGGGGGGGGGUGAACUGGGACUUGGGGUGUGUACAUUUUUGAGAUUGUGGAACGGGUUCGGGUUGGUGGCAUGUCUGAGAGAUUUUACUGUCGGCUCUGUCAACGGAUUGUACCUUACAUUAAAAAGCUAUAGUUCUCAGACCUGAUUGUUUUAUUGUGAUUUUAUUUAAACUGUAAGCGUACCACUCAGCUGCACAAAGAUGAAUUAAAUAAAAUUGUUACCAGGCUGGUUGUUGAACAGCUGAAUUCAUUGUUUCUGAUUCUUCUUUUGUGUUUUUAAGCACAAUUACCAAAAUAUGUCAAGUAAAAAAUUAUGAAAAAAGCAAAAAGGAAGGAUAUUGUAAAUAGCUUGUAAAGUGGAUGGACUUAAUUCAUUGUUAUGACAUGCUUUUUUUUAUUUUAAAUUAGCUACAGAUUAUAUUUAUUAAUUAUAUCCAACAGAAAGAUGGCCCCUCUCCCGGUUCAUAUGAGAUUAAAGAUACUGCACCUAAACCCCCAGCAGUGACAUCUUGUUUCAGGUCUAAAACUCCAAGAUUUAAUCUGCCUCACACGGUAAAGCAUUAAUAGCUAUCAAAUAAUUCAGCUUUGCUUAAUAAUUCCACUCUUGCAUGCUAUCAUUUUUGCCAAUCCAUUUAUUCUAUUUUUAAGUCCAUUGCCAAGUAGGAUACCUUUUUUUUUUCACUUACAGUUCUUUUUUUUUUUAACUGGGCAGAAAUAAAAUACCAAAAACAUUCCAUACAUUACAGUGAAUAGGUUCUCUCUGUCCUCUAAUAAAAUACCAAAAACAUUCCAUACAUUACAGUGAAUAGGUUCUCUCUGUCCUCUAAUAAAAUACCAAAAACAUUCCAUACAUUACAGUGAAUAGGUUCUCUCUGACCUCUAAUAAAAUACCAAAAACAUUCCAUACAUUACUGUGAAUAGGUUCCCUCGUUAAGGAAAGAUUUAAAAGUAUAUAUUUUAUAUUUAUAUAUCUACUUAUCAUAAAUGCCAACCUGUUGAAUAAAAAAGCUUUACAAAAGUCCCCCAAAAACUGUACAACAGGAUGAAAAACCAUGCAGAAAACAAGGAAAAGAGAAAGAAAAAAAAAGUAUAACUUUGUUCACCAUUAAAUUAUCAAUGUUUUAAAUGCAUGCAAACUUUGCCUUCUUGGUGAACCUAAUUUUCAAGCAUCAUCUUCCAUUCACUCCCCACACAUUUUAGCAUGUAUACAUUUGAAUAGAUCGCAUCUUUUAAAUAUAAAAUUGGGUGUUUUAAGUUACUUUUUUUGUCAGUUAUCACAUUUUUGUUAUAAAUUGACUAAGAUGAUAAAUUUUAUGGAAACUCAGAUAAAAUUAAACAUAUUUUUUAAUAAAUAAUGAUAGCUGUAGUAAUUCAGGUUCCUGUUUUAAAUUAAUAAGAUAACAUAAGAUUCUUUAUUGAUACAAAUAAAUGGAAAUGUUUUUUAAUUACAUUGUAAAUUGUACAGAUUCAUUCUAGCAUAGAAAUCAGCCAUAAACUCCUUUAGUGACAACAAUGACUUAAUUAGUGAUCAUUUAGAGUGGGUAAUCGCUGGUCAUGAAUGAAAAUAAAUUGUGUCCAUCUUAACAAAGUUAAUGAGUUUACCUUCAAUUUAUAGCUGUUCACAGUUACUGUGGGAAAAGUCCUGUGGAAAGUUUUUUUUUUUUUUCCAUAGGCACUAUGGGGAUAUGAGGUGAUAAGAAUUGCACAAACAAUGUCUACAUUUUGAGGGCCCAUGAUCAAUAUAUUGAUCAUUCUGGCUCCUGGUUUGAAUUUAGAGUUGCUUAUUCUUAUAUGAUUUGCUGUCCAAGGCUAACGAGUCCCAUCCACCUGGCGUGCUUGGGAUGUUGGCUUUGGUGGGGAUUGAACUCCAGACUCCUAUUAGUCAGUUUAGACCGCUUGGCCACCCAGCACCUGAUUUGUUUUCAUGGUUUACUCCAAGUAGUUACCCCCGAACACCUCUUUAGGAAUAUUAACGAAUGGUCUCAACGAAACCAUGUUCAGUUUCUAAAUUUAUGUAGCCUACCAAACUUUUGAACCAAUUCCUGUAAACUAAUUUAUUGCACAGCCAGUUAAGAUUUCAAUUGUGUGUGCAAAAAAAAAUAAUAAUUUUCUGAAUCCACUGAAAAAUCGCCCAGAAUCCUGUACGGCCAUAAAAUGCAAAAAACAUUAAAAUGUGUAAACCAUACAGGUUGGUAUGUAUCUUACAUAUAUUUCUAUUUGUGUGUGUGCGCUUGUGUAUUCCUUAACCUAAUUAUCCAUUUUAUUGGCUUUGUUACUGAUUUUAUUAAUGGUAGAAAAUAUUUUUACAUUAUGUCUCUAAAUUUCAGUGAGAAAAUGCAACAUGGAUAUUAUAAUAGUCUUGAGUUUGGGACUGUAAGAACAAGCUGGCAGUACAUCAAAAUUUUAUGACAUCACUGAUGGGUGACCCAUUCAUUUCUGCUUAAUGAUCAACUACAUAGUAUUUUGUGGAAAAAAAAUGAUAUCUUGGAUAGAAAUAUAUGUAUGGUAAAACUUCAGUUCGGGUGCACAUAUUAUUUCUCAACAAAAUUAGUUAAUUUCGCAUGAAAACUCUGGCUUAUAGGGUAAAAAAUACAAAACAAAUGGAUCUAUGUAUCUUUGAGGGCUGUUCAAAGACACUUUAAAAUCGAAUAAAAAGAAAAUUAAGCGCUGUACAACUUAGUAUUAGUUAACAAUGUCUGCUUGGAGUUAAUUUAAUAAAGAAUACACGAAAAUUUACAUGCGAAAAUACAAAAUGCAAUAAUAGAAAUAAUAUAUGCUCCUGAACUAGACUUUUACCUAAAUAGUUUCAAUAAUCUGUCAGUUUAUUAUAUCUUGACAAUAAAAUUUAAUGUUCAAGAUCUUAUUCUGUGAUUUCUCAGUUUCUUGUUUUUUAAAUAUUAAGAAAAUAUUUCUAAAGAUGAAUUAUUGAAGUACUUCAAAUGAACAAGGAUCCACUAAUAAGUCUUACAUGUCAGGCAAAUCAAAGAAGUAUUAAGUGUAGUUAGAGUGGUGCAGAAACAUGCGCACCACCAAUUUAAAAAUACUGGGAACCUGAAUUAAAUGCUUGAUGGUAUCCAUUUUAUUUUAAACUAAUCAACAUGAAUUUAUUGCACAUUGUGCUAGUCUAUUCUGUGAACAUAUUAUUGGUGAGUGUGUAUCAGUUAAAUAUGUACAAUCAUUUUCUUAUCAUGGAUGAUUGUUCCACACACAGAAAAAGGCAAUAAAAGCGAUUUUGUAGUGGUCCGGGGAUUUUUUAACUUGGAAAAAAUUUAGUUAAAUUAUUUAAAAAAACUGAAGAGUCUUACAAAUUUGAUUUACUUAGCGCCAAAUUUUUCACUGCAGGACUCCUGAGUAUAUUCAUUAGAUAUUACUAUCAGUCAGAACUUCAUUGAAAGUAACCUUGACGUAAAAGAAAUUUCAUUGUCCUACCAUCUUCUCUGUUCAAAGGCUGCGGCUAUAAAUUUAUAAAAUAGCAUAAUAUUCAUUGUUUUGUUUAUUUCUUGAAUUCUUAUAUUUAACAGUUUUAAUAGUCUUCUUGUGCUCUAUUAUUAUUUUUUAAAUUACUUUCUCAUAUUAAAAAAGAUAUUGACCAAGUCUCUUUGCUCACAUGUGAUCAGCGGAUGUUUAAACGUUUGUUACUUUGACAUCUUUAAUUAGUUUUGAUUUAUUUAAUCAUUGAUUUCAGAAGGGAAAACUUUUUAACACUGUAAUCAUUCAAAAUGUAACACCACACUUUUCUUUCUUUAUUAUAGAAUAAAUUAAGUUAUGCUUUUAAAUGUAUAAUCUAUUAACUUCACUUAACUUUAAUGUUUCUAAAAUGUUACCCAAUUAUAAAGAAAAAAUAACAUAACUCCUAAUAAUGUUGAGGCAUUUUUAUUUUAAUGUUUAACUUUAUUGACUAUCACCAUUGUCUUUCCUUCACAGCUAGAUUAAAUCAGUAUCUUAGGUAAGGUUUGAUUAAGGUGCAAUUUAACAUUCAAAUGGUUUCUCUACAAUGCAAGUCAUGCUUUCUGUACCUCUCUUUAUUAUGAUAACCCAGGCAGUCCACAAAAUUUUUUGAGUGAGGAGCCAAUUUUAUUUAAUAAUACCUGCUACGAAAAUAUUUUAGUAGCCGCAUGCAUUAUAAAUUAAUAUGAAAUAAGACCCUUUAUUUGAUUUUUAAUUACACAAAUUAUUUCAUUAAUCUAUUUGAAAGCUUUAUCACAGUCCAACACUCGUAUAAUUAGUCAAAUAAGACCCCCAUAUUUCCCUUCAAAGAGCUCCAUUCAUCUUUGGGUGCAGAUACUGAUAACCCAAUAGAAAAAUGCCUUGUGUAGAAAUUUAUGUAACAAAGUUUUGAGUUGAUAUAUUUUGAAAUAUAUCAUAUGUAUGUAUUAAAUAUGAUCAAGCAUGUGCUUUUGACUUAUAGCAAAAUAACAUACACAAGUGAAAUGAUAAUUUAAGGCAGGGAUAAGGAACCUAUGAAAACAACAAUAUUCUACAUUAUUAAAAAUUAGUCAUACAUUUAUGGAGGCAUAUUUUUAAUUAAAACAUCAAAUUGUAAAUUUAUAAAGGAAAGCCAGGGGUUGUGUAAAAAUUUGGAGCUUAAGCCUUGUAACUAUCUAUAAGUAUUUACAAAAAAUAAUUAGAUCUAUAAAUUUGUUGUGGAUGUUGAACAAGUACUUGAGCAACCUGUUUUCUCUUUCUCCAAAUAAGUUGAGAACUUAAAAUUUGUCAUAUCCACUCUAAUUAAAGAACCUAAAUGAUGUGGGCUGUGCCGAAUAUAUUCAUUCUUUUGUAACGGUGUUGAGGUUUUAAACAUUAUAAUGUUAGCACUCUUGCUUUAGUCUGACAUCAGAUAUAUAGGUUAAGUAAUUCUGGUGUCUUUAUUUUGUUCCUCAUAGUUGCAAGUUCUGAAAGUCAUUGCAAAUCAUUUAGCAGUAAUUUUUACCGUCUCGUCAUUUGCAGAAAGUACCUGACCCAGGGACUUAUGCUAAGACUUUUCAACAUCCAAUGCCUGACACCAUCUCCAAUCUAGGCAGGCAGCAUGGACUAUUCUUCACAAGUGAAUUUCAACUAUAAGCUGUUGUGGGUUUCCAGAACUCAUAGAUUUUGGAGUUACUUUAUUGUCUUAGUGUGUUGUACAUUUUUAACAUUGUGGGAUUUAAAGGUUAAUAUUGUUAUUUUUUACAUUCUGUAAAAUACUUUUAAAGUUUGUGUCUCUGUUUAUUUGGUUGACAAUUAUACACAUUUAUAUUUCUGAAACUAUGAUAAGAACUGAUGUUAUGUUUUGUGUUAAGGUGUCACAUUCGUGGACAAUAUUUUAUUCCUUUUCAAAUUAUUUAUGUUUAACAACACAGGAGAUAGGAAAUGUCUAUUUAUAAUUCUAUUAUAUCAAAGAUCUCUAAGUUUAACAUGGUGGAAUUUUCUGUUUUUGUUAAAAAAUGUUCUUUUUAACAAAAGUCAGUUCAAACUAUGCCUUCAUAUUAUUUUUACAAUAAAAUAUACAUUUUAAAAAGAAUGAUUUAAAAUUAUCAUUUGCAUAGUUAAAGAAAAUUUAAUUAGACCACUGUAAAAGAUUUUUUUUAAAAAAAUUUUAACAUGCUACAAAAUCUUUCACCAUUCUGAUAUCACAUGGGCCCUGCAACCCCUGUUGAUAGUAUUGUGCAAAUAGAACUUUUCUGCUAUUUUACUGACCCAGUAUUGUACAAAUAGAACUUUUCUAUUUUACUGACCCAGUAUUAUACAAAUAGAACUUUUCUGCUAUUUUACGGACACAGUAUUGUACAUAUAGAACUUUUCUGCUAUUUUAAUGACACAGUAUUGUACAAAUAGAACUUUUCUGCUGCUUUACUGACACAGUAUUGAAGAAAUUGCACUUUUCUGCUAUUUUACUCUCACAGUAAUUAACAAGGAUUACUCAGAGCCCUUUUGAUAUUUUUUUUAAUUUGCUGUGGCUUUCAGUAUUAUAUUUACUAUUUACUCAAUUAGUACACUGCAUUUAAUGUAAGCACUUUUAAAAAUUACUCUUCCAUUUUACAAUUCUUCAUUUUUGUAAAGUAUGUCUAAAUCUAAGCUAUUCUCAAAACAUUUAAAAGAAUGCUCAAAAUUAUGACAAUUAUAGAAACUGUUUUUUGCAGUUGAUCUUUUAUAUUGGUUAUUGCAACAACAACAAAAAAGAAAGAGAAAAGGGCCUUUUAAAACCCAAACAGGACUAAUUGAUUGGAAGAUAAUUGGACUUAGGAAAUAAACAAAAUUUGGGAAUCUUAUUCAAUUUUGUUAGCAUUACCUCUUUUAGGACAUAUAAACAAAAAUAUAUAAAUCAAUUCAUUCAUUCAAAUUAAUUAAGUUUAGUAAUUUAGUAAACAAAAUACGUUUUCUCUUUGUUCUUAUAUUUUAAUGAAUAAAUUUAAUAAUUUGCAAUAAUUUAACAGAUUUCCAUUUUUUAUGAUUGAGGUAAUGUCAAUUUUCAUCUCUUUACAAGAUUUUAAAUGUAUUUUGUUUUUUAUAAAACAGAUAUUCUGUUAUCUUUGUAUGGUAUGUAGAAACAACUCACAGUAUUAUAUAUCUUGGCCUAUAUUACCAAUACACAUAAGCACAGAUUUAUAGAGUUUAUAGUGCUUUUACAGUUAAUAGAAGUUAUCUCCAUCAAAUGUUUCCACUGUACAGUAAAUUUUAUUUACUUCAACAGUUCAGAGUGAUUUUCACCUGUCACUUUUUUCUACAUAUUUAUUGAAUAUAACAAUGUACUUUGUGUCUUUUUUGGAUUGGAACAAGGCAUUAGGUCUUAUUAGCUACUGAUAUAUUACUCAAUAAUUUCCAACAGUGCACAAUAUAUAAACUACUUGUAUUGUGUUGAAUAGUGCACAAUAAAAACAGUGACAAUCAGGUGGCAGUAUAUAAACCCAGGCAUCAGGCAUGCUACUAUUGGCUGUAUUCUAAAACUUAAUAACUCUUCUUCCACUAUUAGACUGAUAAGCAAUAAAAGGUACAUAGAAAAUUGUCAUAAAUUUGAAUGCUGUCACUCAUUUGUUAAUGAAUUUUACAAUUUAAAAGUAGGCUUAAUGAACACUAAUUGGUAUUAUUUUUAGUGUUCACUCAGUAACUCACUGGAUGUUGACUUAAACAUAUAAUUAAAUUAACUGUGUUUCUUUGGUUGUAAAACUGCAUUUUUGCUUAAAAUAAAAUGUCUUAACUUUUUAUGAAGCUGAAAAAUAUUUUAUCUACUUAUAUGUAAGCAAGAAGGAUUCUCCACACAAUCUCCGUGUCUUUAUCUACUUAUAUGUAAGCAAGAAGGAUUCUCCACACAAUCUCUGUGUCUUUUGUUAUAAUAAAAGAAAUAAAUUCAGACCCUAUUAUUAACCCUUUGGUUACCGGUACUGAUGACAUUGACGCGACGUCACGAUCACCCACUUUCAAUUACGAAGGACAUCCAAUUGUUGUCAUAACAAAGAGGCAAAGAACUUGUAUGAAAUACCAAGGACAUCAUGUCGACAUCACAUUUCAAUGCUAUAUAUUUCUUUAUUCAUUAAUCUAUAGAAAAGUUAAUAAGCAAAUGGGACAGAGAAUGAAAAAUACUGAAAAUUUCUUCAUUUAAUUUUUUGCAGAGUGCAAAAAUCGAUCCCAAAACCAGCGGUAAUGAAAGGGUUAAAGGCUCCCAACACAGACAUAUCUUAGAUUUAAAGUGAUAAUCUAUUCACUACCAAAAUAACA
Molecule: messenger RNA, 15149 nt
Organism: Lymnaea stagnalis (great pond snail)
Lineage: Eukaryota; Metazoa; Mollusca; Gastropoda; Lymnaeidae
Source: the annotation of a GenBank genome assembly